AUGUCACGACAACAGUACGACUCAUCUAGCCCCGCAGCCUCCUCCUCGCCGGAAUCAGCGUCGAGGCCAAGUUCGGCUGCACACACAAACCGCUCGAAAGACCCCGCGCACGGACCAACACCCGUAUCCGAACGCCAAUCAUCCGAGCCCCAGUCCCCGCAAGGCGUCUCCUCCAGCUCGGAAGGUUAUCCCUCGUGGCUCCCCAAGCGUCCCCCCGGCCCCGUCCCUCGUUCCACCAUCCAGUCUUCAGUAGCUGGCAUGUUCACCGACGCGGGCCCCAGCAAUGAGCCUGUCCCAGUUGGCCGGAAGCCAACCCCCCGGUCAGUGCGCAUCGUCAGUCUCCAGAGUCGAGCAGAGGAGAACGCGCGCCGCGAGCCAACAGACCAGUCGCGCGCGUUCUCUGGCCCUAUGCACGCCCGAGCGUGGUCGCGCGCGACCAGCGCAGGCCUGACCCCAACCCUGUUUUCCGCCUCGGCGGGUGGGGAGGGUCAGCUGCCGAGGCCAAGGUUCAACUCGCCCAACCUCAAUCUGGAGUUGCUGCGAAACCCGUCCUGGAAGAUGCGCCUGUGGUACUAUCUCUUCCCACUUUUCGUCUUCGGGCACAUCCCUCUUCAAACGUUCUUCGACUUCAACGCCGUAUUUAUCCUGCUUUCCGUUGCAAAGUUCCCCAACCCCGAGGCACCUGGUGUCCCUGGUUCCGGUCGCAACUGGGCUCUCGCUGCCGCAGCGUACAUUGCAUGCUGGUUUGCAUGGAUCGCUGUAGUCUUCGUUGUAUACGAGGUCGUAUACUCCUUCGUGCGGCGAUGGCGUGUCAAACGGCCCUUGAUCCUCCCUAUUUACUUCUCGUCCGCAGCGUUCAACUUCGCCGCGAUGUCUUCUUACGUGAACUUCUGUUUCAUGUAUUAUAUUCGCUUCUCCGCCUUCGUCGGCGAGCACGGCAGCCUGCCCGACGGGCUUGCCGAAACCUUCUACUUUUACUCCCAGAACCUCCCUACGGUCGCGCUCUUGAUGCCGCGUGCGGCGCUAUGUAUGGCCCUGCUCUUCGCCUUUUCCUUUCCCGAUCCGAACGUGGUCGCGCUCGGAGAUGCUGGCAUCAGCCACAGAGACGGGACGUUCUUCCGUUCUUCUAACGGGACGUUGACGGACUACGCCCGAGGCGUGCUCAUCGCGAAUGCCGCUUGGACGGCAUGGCGCAUCUUGAUUCUCCUGAUCAGCUGGAUCGGUCUCUGGAUCCUCAGCGGACAAGGCUGCGCCGGGUUCUGCGGGCCCCGGUACCGCUGGGAAGAGGAGGACGCGGAGAAGGCGGCAACGGCGCUCAACGACAACAUCUCCGACUUCGACACGCUCCCGUGGUCGUGGAAGGAGUGCACGAUCCUGCGCGUCAAGGACGCGUACGACUUCUGCCUCACGAACAAGCCCCCGCGCGGCGAGUCCGCGCUCGGCGGCGACGGCAAGGACGGCAAGGCGCACGCGGAGCCCGCGGCGCCGCUGGAGGGCAUCGAGCGCAUCUUCGCCGCCGUCGGGCUCCAGUCGGGCCCGCACAUCGCGCGGCGCCCGAUCCUGUCCGACGAGCUGUUCGAGAGCCCGCGGCACACGCCCGAGCUGGUGGACGACAAGGCGACUGGGAAGGCGAAGGCGGCGGCUGCGCCUGAGCUGUCGAGCAUCAUCCCGCCCGUCGCUGCGGUGCAGCAGAAGGAGCGGUCUGGGACGGAUCCGUCGGGCCCGCUGAUGCAGCUGCCGUAUCCGUUCACUGCGUACGGCGCGCAGGUCUCGUCGGAGGACAACAUACCGUUCCCGCCCUCUCCGGCGAUCGAGGAGAAGGAGGUCACGACCGAAGGCGAGGGGACGCCUGCCACAGGCGAAGAGGAGGAGGAGGAGGAGGAAGAAGAAGAGGAGGAAGGCGAGGGCGAGGAGGAAGAGGAGGCGGAAGGCGAGGAGGACGAGAGCGAAGUGCCAUCAUCGGAGAGACGCACUUCGGGAUCCAUGUCGAGCUUGGGCCGCCCCGUCGUCUCGCGCUACCCGUUCCAGUUCCGUCGACCUCGGGGAAGCAUAUCGUCCGCGUCGCGCAUGAGUCCGCAGACGCACUCGACGCCGCACUCCGCACAGUCUCGCUCGACGCAGUCGCGCUCGACGCGCCACUCGCGCUCAACGCAGUCAACGGGCAACAUCGAGUCGACGGAUUCGCACUCACCUCGGUCGAACGCGAGCUCGAGCGCGAGCCCCCCGCACUCGAGCUUCAGCGGGAGCGUCAUCCCCAUGCCCCCGCGGCAUCCCCAGGCCCAGGCAGGACAGAGAAGAGCGAGAGCAGGGACGGUGCCCAUCCCCCCGUCCCCAGGCUCACCCUCCCCGGUCGUGUUCCCGGGCGGGAGGCCGCGCGCACGGACACGCACAGAAAGCGUGGUGACGGACCCUUCUGUCACGUUCGGCCCCAUCCCGAUUGGCUCGUUCGAGUCCGACGGCGAGGACGACCACGACCACGACCAUGAGCUCGACCUCGAGCACGACCUCGACGAGUCCAUCGUCGAAGUGCCCGAGGCGGAGGGGUCGAUCGAGGAGGCGGAGCGCCAGGACAGCGUCGGCCUGCUCUCCGCCGCGCCGAGCCCGCGCACGUCCCUUGCGAACCUGCGCCAUCGCGCGAGCCAGCUGUCGAGGCGGUCGAACGGCUCGCGCUCCGUAUCUGGAGGCUCGCGCUCGCGCACGAACUCGAACUCGCGCUCGCGGACCAACUCGGGCACGUCGCUCUCUGACGCCGCGCGCUCGCGCGCCCAUUCGCUCAUCCAAUCGCUGGGCGCCGCCUCGCGCUCCUCGGUCGAGCUCGUGCGCUCGCGCACCAACUCGCUCGUCCGCCUCGCGGACUCCCCGUACGCGUCGACGUCGUCCGAGGCCGUGCUGUCGAGCCCCGAGAACCACACGUUCGGCCACCCGCUGCGCGAGCAGUGGCGCGCGGAGGAGGGCGUGCACGAGAUGUCGGACAUCGCGGAGUCGGAGGCGAACGUCCCGCUGCCGUCGUCGCGCGAGGGGUCCAGCGCGGAGGAGCAGGAGCAGGCGCUGGAGCUGCACACGGCGCGCUCGACGAUCGCCCCGUCCGAGUUCAGCCUGCAGACGGAGCGCGGCGGGGUGCCCAUCGCUGGCGCGCAGCUGGGGCAGGAGCUUGCGAUCGAGAGCAGGCCGGACUUGAGCACGGCGCCGCAGUCGUUCAUCACGGCGCCGACGACGCGCGAGGACACGACGAGCAGCUCGGGACAGACGCAGCGGACGUGGGGCACGAUCGACCAUUAUCCGCAUGCGGAUUGGCAGCCCCGGUGA
Messenger RNA from Dichomitus squalens LYAD-421 SS1, 3306 nucleotides. RefSeq lists its product as uncharacterized. The record is from RefSeq and is a predicted model, not a curated record. Bases 1 to 3306 code for a protein of 1101 amino acids. The transcript is spliced from 4 exons. NCBI's taxonomy places the organism in Eukaryota, Fungi, Basidiomycota, Agaricomycetes, Polyporales, Polyporaceae.